AGGCAUAUUUAAACGCCUGGCUAUGGCGGCGUUAGACAGUAGUUGCGUGUUUGGUGCGUGCUAGGCUAGGGUUCUUCAUUCGUUCUUUGGGAGGAGGGAGCCUAGGGCGUGCUUCUUGCGUCUGGCGGCCGCAUUCUUGCCGCGCUCUUCUUGGAUUCUCGGCUUGGAUUUUUGGAGCGCAUCAAAGUGGCGGGCGGCGGCGGCGGCGGUAUGGCUGCGAAAGAGGAUCAUCAGCACCUUGUUCACGAUCAGCUGCCAGAUAUCGACUACUGCCCCAACGAUAGCCCCGGCAUCGCCGAGGCCGUUCUCUUGGGAUUCCAGCAUUUUGUCACUAUGAUCGGGACAACCGUGCUCAUUCCCAGCUUGUUUGUAUACGAAAUGGGGGGAAACACGGAGCAGCUCAUUCGAGUGAUUCAAACGCUCCUCUUUGUGAAUGGAGUUAUGACUCUCGUGCAAAGCUUCUUUGGCACGAGGCUGCCAAUUGUUAUGAAUGCGUCCUUCUCGUAUGUGAUACCAAUAUGGAGGAUUGUGAACUCGCCGAGGUAUCGCUCCAUAUUUGAGGAUUACGAGAGGUUCUACCAUACACUCCGAGCUAUUCAAGGGGCUUUGAUCUGCGCAUCGAUCAUACAGAUCAUCCUUGGCUUCAGUGGUCUUUGGGCAGUUUUGUUGCACUACCUUUCACCUCUUUCUGUUGCGCCAGUUAUUGCUCUAGUCGGCCUCGGACUGUUCGAGUAUGGGUUUCCUGGGGUUGCGAGCUGUAUCGAGAUUGGACUUCCCGAAGUUAUUCUCCUUAUAAUUAUUUCCCAGUUCCUGGGGAGGCUAAGCGCUAAGAAAAAACUGCCUUUCUUUGAGCGCUUUCCAGUGCUUAUAAGCGCGGCCAUUAUAUGGGCUUAUGCUCAUCUACUGACCGUCAGUGGUGCAUAUAAACACGCGACAGAGCUUGGAAAAGAUCACUGUCGAACAGACCGAGCUCACUUCGUGAAAACUGCCCCCUGGGUGCGACUUCCAUUUCCUCUUGAAUGGGGUGCUCCAACAUUUAAUGCCGGUGAUGCAUUCGCUUUUCUUGCAUCGGCUUUUGUUUCACAAGUUGAGUCCACAGCGACAAUAUACGGUGUGUCAAGGCUGUCGAAUGCAACUCCGCCACCGCCUUUCAUCGUGGGCCGAAGUAUCGGUUGGCAGGGUAUCGGUGUUCUCUUGAAUGGUCUUUUUGGAACCAUCACGGGGUCCGCUGUUUCCGUGGAAAAUGCUGGGCUUGUUGGUCUUACCAGAGUUGGCAGUAGGCUUACUGUUCAAAUUGCAGCACUGUUUAUGAUAGUUUUGUCUAUCUUUGGAAAAUUUGGAGCUAUUGUUGCUUCAAUUCCCCAGCCGAUCGUCGCUGCUAUAAAUUCUGUUCUUUACGCUGUCCUUGCUGCCGUUGGUCUUUCAUAUCUUCAAUUCACGAAUCUAAAUAUCAUCCGCAACUUAUUCAUUCUGGGCUUCACGCUUUUUAUGGGGUUCUCAAUUCCACAGUACUUCUACGAAUUCACUAUCUCCAGUGGCCACGGCCCUGUACAUACUGGAGCAGGCUGGUUCAAUGAUAUCCUCAACACAAUAUUUUCAUCGAAUGCCAUGGUGGGGUUCAUCCUUGUAGUCAUCCUCGACAACGCGCUCAAGACUCAUAAGAAGAACAGGGGAUACGGCUGGUGGAAAAAGUAUCACAAGUGGAAGACGAGUGCCACCAACGAGGAGUUUUACAAGCUGCCCUUCAAUCUGAACAAGUACUUCCCGCCGCCACAGGUCUAAGCAAAGGCUCAACUCAGACGCCAGCCGGAGAGACAGAAAACACAAGAACCGCAUGACACUCAGACACACAUACGUCUCUUUUGCGAGAAAAGCUGCCGCCUGCGAUCACUUCAGUGUUCCUGGUUUCUUUCCAUCCAUGUACAUCGAGACCUGUGCCGCUGCACCGCUGCCCCGCUGCUGGGCGACGACGAGUAGGAGGGAGGAGGAGGUAGGCAUGAACUUUACAUCAGCAGUCUUGCUACACAGCUAGUGUUCCGCUGCUACUAAAGCUCUUUUGUUUUGUUAACUACAUUGGAGAGAAGCUGUGAACGCAGAUCUGUCACUGUAGUAGCGGUUCGAUAAUGCUGCUGCUCUUGCAGGCAGCUGUUCCCAGAUUUUGUUC
Messenger RNA from Selaginella moellendorffii, 2164 nucleotides. Its product is annotated as nucleobase-ascorbate transporter 1. The transcript is spliced from 14 exons. Gene Ontology annotation, cellular component: membrane. The record is from RefSeq and is a predicted model, not a curated record. Lineage: Eukaryota; Viridiplantae; Streptophyta; Lycopodiopsida; Selaginellales; Selaginellaceae. Gene Ontology annotation, molecular function: transmembrane transporter activity. Gene Ontology annotation, biological process: transmembrane transport. The coding region runs from base 211 to 1782 and encodes 523 amino acids.